Carya illinoinensis is the source of this 759-nucleotide messenger RNA. RefSeq lists its product as uncharacterized. Lineage: Eukaryota; Viridiplantae; Streptophyta; Magnoliopsida; Fagales; Juglandaceae. Bases 1 to 759 code for a protein of 252 amino acids. The record is from RefSeq and is a predicted model, not a curated record. The transcript has a single exon.
AUGGAUUUUGUUCAGCAUGUUUGGUCUGUACCUGCUGUUGGUACGGGUCUAGUCAGUCUUGCUAGUAAACUUAAGAAGAUUAAGGUGGCCCUUUGUGAAUGGAACAAGCAAGUGUUUGGGAGGACCAAUGUUCAGAUUGCUACUCUUGAAAAGAAACUUGAGCAACUAAACUGUAGUCUACAAAGGGAUUGGAAUGAAGAUGAUGAAAGAGAGCUUGUAUCUUCCUCUAUUGAGUUGUCCCUUGGAGGCGUAGAGAAGAUAUUAGGUUGGCUCAAAUGGCUAAGCUUAAGUGGAAAAUGGAAGGAGACCGUAAUACUAAAUUUUUCCAUUGUCUGUUUAGCUAACAAAAGGAAUAAAAGAAUUCAAGAGAUGAGAACUUUGGAUGGGGUUGAGUUUUCUUCUCCGGAAGACAAUCAUCUAGGUGUCGUGAAUUAUUUUUCUGGUUUUCUUCAAAAUACCAACAAGUCAAGAGAGCUUCCGGACUUAUCUUACUUAAUCUCGCCGGUUAUUGAUGAAGCGGAUUGUGCCCGUAUCUGUCGAACUCCUUCUCUGGAUGAAGUUCACGAGGCCUUUUCUUCUAUUCCUAUAAACAGUUCACUGGGGCCGGAUGGUUUUGGUGUGGGUUUCUUUAAAAGCAGCUUGGAGGUGGUGAAGAUGGAUGUCUUGGAGGCUAUCUCAGAUUUUUUUAUCUCUAAAACUCUUCUGAGGUUUUAUUCAACUUCGUUUACUGUGCUCUUUUCGAAGAUGGAUGUGCCUUAG